Equus caballus (horse) is the source of this 1725-nucleotide messenger RNA. It is a transcript of the gene FBXW9, whose product is annotated as F-box and WD repeat domain containing 9. The record is from RefSeq and is a predicted model, not a curated record. NCBI's taxonomy places the organism in Eukaryota, Metazoa, Chordata, Mammalia, Perissodactyla, Equidae. Gene Ontology annotation, molecular function: protein binding.
GGGCCGGCCGCGCCCACUCGGUCGCCAUGGAGCUGCCCCCGGGGCCGCGCGACGAUCCCCGCGCCUGGGACGAUGACUCGGACCCGGAGCCGGAGCCCGAUCCCGACGCGCAGGCCGAGGCUUAUGUGGCCCGCGUACUCAGCCCGCCGAAACUCGGGCUGGCGCCCCGGCGCGCCCCUCCGCUGCCCGCGCCCGCCACGUCCCCUGGCGCCCUGGAGCCGCGGGCUGCGUCCAAGGGCCCGACCGUGGGCGCCCCGGGCCUGCUGAGCCUGCCCCCGGAGCUGCUGCUCGAGAUCUGCGCCUACCUGGACGCGCGCCUCGUGCUCCACGUCCUGCCGCGCGUGUGCCACGCGCUGCGCGACCUCGUGCGUGACCAGGUCACCUGGAGGCUACGCGCGCAGCGCCGCGUACGCGCGGCCUACCCAGUGGUGGAAGAGGAGGACUUUGACUGGCCGGCAGCCUGCAUUGAGCUGGAGCAGCACCUGUCACGCUGGGCGGAGGACGGACGCUGGGCUGAGUACUUCUGCCUGGCCGAUGGGCACUUUGCUUCCAUUGACUCGGUGCUGCUGCUUCAGGGUGGGACGCUCUGUCUGUCAGGCUCCCGAGAUCGCAAUGUCAACCUGUGGGACCUGCGGCAGCUGGGGGUGGAGCCCAGCCGGGUUCUGGUCAAGGCCCUGGGCACCCAGAGGAACAGCACCCACAAGGGCUGGGUGUGGUCGCUGGCAGCGCUGGACCACCGCGUGUGCUCCGGUUCCUGGGACAGCACGGUGAAGCUCUGGGACAUGGCAGCCGAUGGGCAGCAGUUCGGCGAGAUAAAGGGCAAGGCAGCUGUGCUGUGCCUGUCCUACCGGCCUGACAUCCUGGUGACUGGCACCUAUGACAAGAAGGUGACAGUCUACGACCCCAGAGUCGGCCCGGCCCUGCUGAAGAGCCGGCGGCUGCAUUCGAGCGCAGUGCUGGCCGUGCUGGCCGACGACCGGCAUAUCAUCUCUGGCAGCGAGGACCACACGCUUGUGGUGUUCGACCGCCGGGCCAACAGUGUCCUGCAGCGGCUGCAGCUGGACUCCUACCUGCUCUGCAUGUCCUACCAGGAGCCCCAGCUCUGGGCAGGCGACAACCAGGGCCUGCUGCAUGUCUUCGCCAACCGCAACGGCUGCUUCCAGCUCGUCCGGUCCUUUGACGUGGGCCACAGGUCCCAGAUCACAGGGAUCAAGCACUCGCUGGGGUCCUUGUACACCACGUCCACCGACAAGACCAUCCGGGUGCACGUGCCCACAGACCCACCCAGGACCAUCUGCAUCCGAAACCACCACAAUGUGCUGAAUGGGAUCUGUGCCGAGGGCAACCUGGUGGUGGCCGCCUCCGGGGGCCUGUCGCUGGAGGUCUGGAGGCUGCAGGCCUGAGCAGGCUGACGUGGAUGUGGAUGUGCUGGCCGGCAGGCUGGGCCGCGGCCCCUCUUCUUGGGGACCUUCCCCCAUGCUGGUGCUGUCUCUGCCCUGCCCUGCAGGCCGAGGGCACGAGGAGCCCCGGGCCAUGGUUGGCAGGGUCCCUGGGCUGGGCCUCGGGUCGGGGGAGGUGAGGUUGGUGUUUCGGUCCCCCCAGGGGGCUGCUCCCCACCCUCGGGCCCCGUUAUCGUUGUGAUUUGGAUGCUUGCUCUCCCUUGAGAGUGAAGGAGAAAUAAACCUGACGUCCUGGUGCUCCAGCCUGGAGGCUGAGCCUGGCUCC